AAACGAUCUCAAUCUGGAACAAGUGUACGCUUUGGUUAUCCUUUUACAUCAUUGUGCACUCUAUCUACACACCGGUCGAGCAAAUCACGCCAGCUGUCGAUAAAGAUGAUUGGCUGUCAACGGAUGUGAAAUGAAAACCUCAUCAAUUAUACAGAUUUUCUAAACGGUUCUUCACCAUGCGGUGGUUGCUUCUCGGCUGCUCUUAUCCGUUUGGUGAAAUUCAUUACGGUGAAAAUCAUGUGGCUAAUCGGGUGCAUUUGUGUAGUGCUCCUAGGCGGAAAACUAAUCUCAGUCAAAGCUUACCAUGCUCACCUGGCACCCCUUCCGGAUCUCUCCAACCACUCCGGGAUGGUCCUGGGCCUUUCGGAAAUGAUCAACCUGCUGGCGCCGAAAACCCUCGCAAUCCUAGUGCUCAAGGAAACCAAAAUCGACAAGAUCGAUCGCCUCACGGUGAUGAUUCACCACCACAACAUUCCCACCUGUAUCUUCAACAAUCAGGACGAGUACUUCCAGUACAUCGGGAACAAUCUGAAGAAAUCGCUGGAAACCACGAGCCUCCUCUUCUGCCAUCCGGAAGAGAUGCUCGGGGAACUGAUCGAUCGACGGCUAGCGCAUCGGCUAAGUUUGUACAUCUUCUACUGGGGUGCACGCAAGGCUCCGACCAAUCUGGACCGAUCGCUAAUGCGGGAACCUCUGCGCGUUGCUGUCAUUACCAAUCCCCGAAAGAACAUCUUCCGGAUAUUCUACAACCAGGCGAAGCCGAACAACCGAGGCGAGCUGCUCAGUGCGAACUGGUUCGAUGGGAACGACAUGACCUUUCAGAAGGUUCCCUUGCUGCCGACUCCCACCACGGUGUACAAGAACUUUGAGGGACGGGUCUUUACGAUUCCGGUUAUCCACAAACCGCCGUGGCAUUUCGUGACCUACCGCAAGGUGAACGAAUCGUCGCUGAACGAGACGGACGUGGAUCAGCUGGAGCUCAGUGCCAACGGUACGGACAACGAGCAACUCGAGGUGUUUGAGGUUACCGGCGGAAGGGAUCACAACCUGAUACAGCUGAUCGCCCAUCGGAUGAACUUCAGCUUCAAGUACGUCGACCAGGAAGAUCGGAUACAGGGAACGGCGGUCGGUCCACCGGAGAAUGCGAUUUUCACGGGAGCUUUGGGUAUGCUUCAGAGGCGCGAAGUGGAUCUGUUCCUUGGGGAUGUGGCCGUCACUUGGGAACGGAUGCAGGCGGUGGAGUUUUCGUUUUUCACCCUGGCGGAUUCGGCUGCGUUUGUUACGCAUGCUCCGCGGAAGUUGAGCGAAGCGUUGGCGCUGGUAAGGCCUUUUCAGGUAGCGGUGUGGCCGCUGGUGCUGUUGACCAUCAUGAUGUCCGGUCCGAUUCUGUACAUGAUCAUUGCGAUGCCGUACCGGCUGGAGGACUGGGCCCGCGGUACGAUGGCCAGAAGGAGGCGGUUCAAGGUUCAGCGAGGUUCGGCAUUCUACCACAUGCAGUACAUUCAGGAAAUGAACUACGGAACGCUGCCAGGGGGCGCGGAGAUCGCUGGGACACCUCGCCAUCCUAGUCUGGACCGGUGCAUUUGGUACACGAUCAACGUCUAUCUCCGGCAAUCGGCGACCAUUCCGUACAACGGUCACGUCUCCCGAUUCUUCUCAAUUCUUUUGUGGCUAUGUGCGACUUACGUACUUGGGGACGUGUACUCGGCUCAGCUUACGUCUCAAUUGGCAAGACCGGCCAGGGAAGGACCCAUAGAUACCCUAGGAAAACUGGAGGUCUUCAUGGAACGCGACGGCUAUCAGCUGUUGGUCGAGCGACAGAGCGCAUUUCAGGCGGCCUUGGUCAAUAGUACCGGUAUUCUACAGCGGCUGUAUCGCAUAACCCAGCGCCAAUCGCACAACGAGUCGUAUCUGGUGUCGUCCGUGGAGGAAGGAAUUCGCAUCCUGGUGGACAACUCCAAGCGAGCGGUGUUCGGAGGCCGUGAAACGCUGUACUUCAACACCAAACGCUACGGGGCUCAUCGAUUCCAGUUGAGCGAGAAACUCUACACCCGGUAUUCGGCCGUGGCCGUGCAGUUCGGGUCGCCGUUUCUGGACAGUUUGAACGAAGUAAUCAUGCGUCUUUUCGAGGCGGGAAUCAUCGAGAAGAUAACGAUAGCGGAGUACGAACGGAUGUUCGGCAGUCAGCUCGGACAGUUUGGGGACGAGUCGGCCAAAACGACCAAACCGGAGAGUUUCGAAACAGAAGGUGGAAAGUCGAAGAAAAGCACCGAGAGUAACGAGAAGCUACAGCCGAUGAAUUUGCGAAUGUUACAGGGAGCGUUCCUGGCCCUUGCUUGUGGCCAUUCGCUUGGCGUGCUCACUCUGGUGCUGGAGAACAAAACCAAAUGCAUCCAGAUUUCUUUCGGAUGGAUCAAGGCAUGGCUCCAUCGGAUUGGUCUGAUUUUCUGCAAACUCGGGAAGGUCGUUUGGCGCUCGUGGAGGCGCCUGCAUAAUGAUGAUUGAUUGAGACAUUUCACAAUCCAAUAAGA
This is a messenger RNA of Aedes aegypti (yellow fever mosquito), 2531 nucleotides long. It is a transcript of the gene Ir40a, whose product is annotated as ionotropic receptor 40a. The record is from RefSeq and is a predicted model, not a curated record. Gene Ontology annotation, cellular component: membrane. Bases 238 to 2505 code for a protein of 755 amino acids. The transcript is spliced from 7 exons. Lineage: Eukaryota; Metazoa; Arthropoda; Insecta; Diptera; Culicidae. Gene Ontology annotation, molecular function: glutamate-gated receptor activity.